Ailuropoda melanoleuca (giant panda) is the source of this 907-nucleotide messenger RNA. It is a transcript of the gene C15H12orf42, whose product is annotated as chromosome 15 C12orf42 homolog. The record is from RefSeq and is a predicted model, not a curated record. Bases 111 to 848 code for a protein of 245 amino acids. The transcript has 7 exons. Lineage: Eukaryota; Metazoa; Chordata; Mammalia; Carnivora; Ursidae.
AGAAGCUCCAGGGAGUUGAACUCACCAAAUGGACGUCUAAGUGACAUACUAUGGAGCAAUGGGAGAAGAAACACUCUUGCUGACCGUAUAUCAGACCCUUUGCAACGAGGAUGCAGAAAUCCUCUUGCUACAUUCCCAUUGUGAGACCUGCUACCCUGUGGAAGAGAAACAUAUCCCAUGCAAAUCCCAGUCCUCCUCAUGAAAGAGCUGCCUUACCUUGCUCCAGAUUCACUGAUCACAUGAAGAAUUUCUCUGAAUCUCUUAAACUUAGAAGUUUAUGUUUUCUGCACUUCCCAGUGUCUCCAGGAAAGAUUCAGACUCCAGUGGCGUGUGAAAGCCUGCUUUGUGCCCACCCGCACACCAUCCCCAGGUCUCCUGUGGUGAGUGUAGCUUCUUCGGAAGAAGAGAGCCAUGGAGAAUCCAGCUCCUCCCGGUCACCAUGCAAUGAAUGCGAUGGGACCCUGGUGAUCCCCACUGUCAGACGAGAAAUUAGGAGAGCCAGAGGAGCACCCAGUGAGGCCUGGAGCAGUCCCAUUUUGGCAAAGCACGUGACAAAAAAGCCUGUUAGAUCCCAGUCAGUCAUUCCCUUGCACCUGGAGGCUGCAGGUACGCACAUCAGUAGGCACGCGAGACUUCAGAACCCGCCCUCCCGCAAUUCCAGGGGAGAUUCUGCCCCACUCGGUCCCGCAGCAAGGCCUUACACGGCCAUCGGCCUCUGCAGGAGAAGCCAGACCCCCUUGGCCUCGUCGGGGGUUCCCCGGAGCUCCUCGGAGCCGGAGCCGGAGAUGGAGGACAGGAAGGCAGCCCCAGCCUCUCCUAGGCCGGGGGUGAAAGCUCACUUACACUGACCGCUGCGAGGGAAUUGUCCGCGGGCGCUGCCCAUCUUCCAAUCAAUGCCUGCCCACGA